This is a messenger RNA of Penicillium angulare, 303 nucleotides long. Its product is annotated as F1F0 ATP synthase subunit f. NCBI's taxonomy places the organism in Eukaryota, Fungi, Ascomycota, Eurotiomycetes, Eurotiales, Aspergillaceae. The record is from RefSeq and is a predicted model, not a curated record. Bases 1 to 303 code for a protein of 100 amino acids. Gene Ontology annotation, biological process: proton motive force-driven ATP synthesis. The transcript has 5 exons.
AUGAGCUACAUCGCCCGCCGUGGUCUUUCGACCCUGAUCCCUCCCAAGAUCGCCUCCCCUAACGCCAUCGGUGCCGCCCAGGAUGCUGCCCGCAUGGAGCGUGUUGUGAACUUCUACGCCGGUCUGCCCCGUGGCUCUGCUCCUCAGGUCAAGGCCACCGGUCUCCUCGGUCGUUACCAGGCCCGGUUCUUCAACAAGAACUCCGGCGCUCCCCUUGCCCACGCUAUCGCCGGUAUCUUAAUCCUCGGUUACAGCAUGGAGUACUACUUCCACCUGCGCCACCACAAGAACCACCCUCACUAA